GAGAGAGAGAGAGGAAUGGCUGUCCAACACCAGCCAGGUUACUACAAUAGCCUGCUUGGUCCAAAAAAGACCUCCACCUUUUCCUGCUGCUUCAACUCAUCAUUAAGUCCACCAUCUUCCAUUCCAAUUCUCUGGAGGACGAAGAAGAGUGGAAAAAAAGAUGAUAUAGCUACUGCUAGAUUAAACAGCAGCAACAGAAGCCGGUUUGUCAUCAGAUCGAGCGGCAGCACCGGCGGCGGCGGCGGCGGCGGCCUCAGCUGGUGGAAGCAGCCCGAGAAAGCACCGCCGGCCUCGAGAGUCAGCCUCAGCGAUGUCGUCUGGCCUUCAGCAGGUGCUUUUGCGGCGAUGGCGUUGUUGGGGAGGAUGGACCAGAUGAUGGCUUCAAGGGGUCUGUCCUUCACCAUUGCACCUUUGGGGGCGGUAUGUGCUGUGUUGUUUGCCACUCCAAAUUCCCCUGCUGCCCAGAAAUACAAUAUGUUCAUUGCCCAGGUUGGUUGUGCAGCAUUUGGGGUAUUAGCAUUGUCAAUAUUUGGGCCAGGUUGGUUGGCAAGAGGAACUGCUCUUGCUGCAUCUAUAGCAUUCAUGAUCAUCACAGGUGCCACCCAUACUCCAGCUGCAAGCUUACCGAUCUUGUUCAUUGACGGUGCGAAGUUCCAUCAGUUGCAUCUUUGGUAUGCCUUGUUUCCUGGGGCGACUGGUUGCGUGCUUCUAUGCCUAAUACAAGAGAUUGUCAUUUUUCUGAAGAACAGCUGUAAAUUUUGACCAGAGGAGCAUGGUUCCGUUAUUUUCAUUCCAUCAGUUUCCAAAUGACCUUACAGAUGAAGGGCUUCAUUUUGUCUACCACCAUUGCCGACAUGUCUUCAAUUUAGACUGCCAUAAUUUGGCCUUUACACCACAGCAUGCCUUCUCCAACAACAUCCAUUCAUUGUAAAACACUUGUAUUAAGGUUUUCAAUCAUCUAUGUAAUCUUCUUUCUUCAUUACUGGUGGAAGAUAAUUAGAUGACAAAAAGUUAACAGGAUGUUGAAAUAAAUAAGCUUCUAA
Messenger RNA from Elaeis guineensis (African oil palm), 1043 nucleotides. RefSeq lists its product as uncharacterized. The record is from RefSeq and is a predicted model, not a curated record. NCBI's taxonomy places the organism in Eukaryota, Viridiplantae, Streptophyta, Magnoliopsida, Arecales, Arecaceae.